Molecule: messenger RNA, 1494 nt
Organism: Carica papaya (papaya)
Lineage: Eukaryota; Viridiplantae; Streptophyta; Magnoliopsida; Brassicales; Caricaceae
Source: RefSeq, a predicted model, not a curated record
UUAGCGUCAAAACGAUGCCGCUGCAGGGAUUUCCUUCCUGAGCAAAUAACGCAAGGCAUACUGCAUCUAGAUUCUUCUCCGGCAUUGUAGAAUACAUAUCACAAAACAGCUACUUGAUCCGCUCGAACCCUGCGCGAAUCCAAGCAGACCUAUUUACACGCUCCGUACACUCUUUUUCCAUAUAUUUUCUUUACCAUUUUUCACUGUGCAGCGAUCAAAUCGAAGGUCGAAGCCGCUCUGUGCCUUAAAUCUUCUCUCUGCGAUUCCAGGUUUUGGUGUCAUUAAAACAUCAUGGGGGACACGUGCCAUGAUGAAGGUUCUAGCAGCUGCAAUCGUUCUGGAGAGAGUUCCAAUUCAGUUGUUGAGCUCAAUAUCAAGACUCUGGAUUCACAGAUUUAUAGCUUUCAAGUAGAAAAAAAUAUUCCAGUUUCAUUGUUCAAGGAGAAAAUAGCCAGCAAAAUUGGCAUCCCAGUCAGUCAACAGCGGCUGAUUUUCCGCGGAAAGGUCUUAAAGGAUGAUCAGCCACUUUCUGAAUACCAUGUGGAGAGUGGGCAUACAUUGCAUUUAGUUGAGAGGCAGCCAAGUCAAUCGCAGCCUUCACCCAACACAGGCUCUGGAGAAAAUGGGAGUAACGGCAAUCGAGCAGGAAAUGAUAAUGCUACUGGUGCUGUUCGUAAUCGUGUUGGGCAAAUUUCACACAGCGUUGUUCUCGGCACAUUUAAUGUUGGGGACCAAGGUGAAGGAAUUGUUCCAGAUGUUACAAGGGUUAUUGGGGCUGUUUUAAAUUCUUUUGGAAUUGGCGCCCAACCAACCACAAAUAUUACCCAAGCCCCAUCUUUGACAAAUACGAGUGGUCAAGCUCCUCAAGGAAGUGAGUCAGAUGGAAUGCAUGGGAAUGUUGGUGGUCAAAACCAAGCAGCAUAUCAGACGCAAUCUGGACAGGCCUUACCCCAAUCGUCACCUCAAGUUGUACAAGUUCCUCUCUCUGCAGCAACAGCAGCACCUUUGCCUUCAUUUCAUGCGCCCAUUCCUGAUUCUCUGAGCACCCUUUUGGAGUUUACACGUCACAUGGAGCAGGCACUAUCACAAAAUGGUGAUGGUAGCACUGAAGAACUACCAAGGGUGGAACUGCGUCCUGGUCCACAAGGUUUACCGACACCUGAAGCACUGAGCACUGUCAUGCGUCAAGCACAAAGGCUUCUUAGUGGCAAUGCUACUGCUGCACUAUCUCAUCUUGCAGGGCGCCUGGAGCAAGAAGGUAGUUCUUCCAAUCCUGCUGUAAGGGGGGGAAUACAGUCCGAGUCAUUGCAAGUUGGCCUUGCAAUGCAACAUCUAGGAGCUCUUCUGCUAGAGCUUGGUCGUACAAUUAUGACACUGCGAAUGGGACAGUCUCCUGCAGAAUCAUCUGUUAAUGCUGGUCCGGCAGUUUAUAUAUCUCCAUCAGGGCCCAAUCCCAUAAUGGUUCAGGUUGGUCUGUAAUUUCGGACUGUAGGG